Molecule: messenger RNA, 333 nt
Organism: Suncus etruscus (white-toothed pygmy shrew)
Lineage: Eukaryota; Metazoa; Chordata; Mammalia; Eulipotyphla; Soricidae
Product: protamine-2-like
Exons: 1
Coding region: 1-333 (110 amino acids)
Source: RefSeq, a predicted model, not a curated record
AUGGUGCGCCACUGUGUCAGGAGCCCCAGCCCGUACCUUCUGCUGGAGCACUGCACCCAGGAAGGGGUGAAGCAAGAGCAGGACGAGGAGCAGGGCCAAGGCCAGACCCAGAAUCCGGAAAACGUCGGUGUGGUACGGAGGCGGCCCAGGGGCCCUACCCGCUGCCGUCCCCCCACUCGCCAGCAGAGAUGCUCCCGCAAAAGGCAGUCCAGGGUGCAUUCAGGAGGUGUCCGGCGUCGCCGCCGUCGGAGACGGGUCAGCCGGCGUCGGGGACAGCCCCGUCGGGGCUCGGCUCGCUGCAGAUCUGGCCGGAGAACAGCCAGAGGCUCUUGA